Messenger RNA from Callorhinchus milii (elephant shark), 2051 nucleotides. RefSeq names its product sterile alpha motif domain-containing protein 12-like. Gene Ontology annotation, biological process: cell surface receptor protein tyrosine kinase signaling pathway. NCBI's taxonomy places the organism in Eukaryota, Metazoa, Chordata, Chondrichthyes, Chimaeriformes, Callorhinchidae. The record is from RefSeq and is a predicted model, not a curated record. The transcript is spliced from 5 exons. Gene Ontology annotation, molecular function: protein binding. Gene Ontology annotation, cellular component: cytoplasmic side of plasma membrane. Bases 325 to 759 code for a protein of 144 amino acids.
GGACUUGGUUGCGCAAUUACCUGUAGCCUUAAGUCACUCGACUGAAGUCGGUCCCCGGCAGAGUGGGGGGUGCGCUCUGCCCGGACAGUGGGCAGCGAGUACCUCUACCUGAGGAGCCACAGCCUGUGGGAUGGGCUGCUGUUGGCCGCUCUGAGCGGCACCUGGACACCGAGUGGCCGAAGCCCUCCCUCCUCUGCCGCUGUGGGGUUAAAAGUGGAAGAGGAGGAGAAGUUUGGAUGGAUUCCAGGCCAUUCAGUCUUUACCACUGAACUGAGUACUACAUUAUACCAUUUUAAAGACUGCAUACGGUAUAUUAUCACAGCGAUGGACAACAAAGAUGUGUCAGAGCCACAUUUUCCAUCAUGUCAGUCAAAACUGCUGCACCAUCCUGAACAACUACAGAUUCUACCUCAGACUUCCCUUGGGGAUCAACUCAGAUUGGAAGAAUGCAAGAUUCGAGUGGUGAAAGCAGUAUCAAAGCAUAUUAAACCAGUGUCCUUGUGGACAGAGGAAGAAGUGUGCGAGUGGAUAAGAAAUCAGUAUCCAAGGCAUUACCCUUUGUUUGUUGAAGCAGUUUCCAAACAUGCAAUCUCAGGGCGGGUUUUGUUGAGACUCACUGCUGGAAAAUUGAAACGAAUCGGUAUUCAUGAAGAGAGUCAAUGUGAAGCUUUGCUUCAGGAAAUACUACAAUUGCGUAUACAAGAUGAUGUGGGGAGUCUUACUGCCAUCUUCGCAGAUGAUGAUGAAAGUGAUCUGUAGACGUCUCCCUUCGCACAUUAUCAUUACCUGAACAGCUGCAGUGGCGUGACUUCUCCCACAAAUGAAUAAUCGAUGGCAGAAGUCUGUUUUAGUAUUUAUGCAAGAGCGACGCAACAGCUCAAUCUCAAAACAUUCUCUCAAUAAUUAAUAAGUGCAACCUUAAUCAUUUCAGAAAUCUUGGUUCUAAGAUUUCCAUUAAUGUCAUAGUCAUUUUCAGCACUAGGGGAAGCCAUUUGAGCACAUUGAGUCCCUGCCUUUGCUACCUAAAUCAUCACCUUUUUUGUUAUUAAUCUAAUUUUCUUGCUCUUUUCCUUCUAUAAACUAACUGUGAUACUUGGAAUACUGGUCAGUGUAAUGCAAUACAAUUUCUAAGUGUUUUUGAAAUGAACACAUUUAUUCCAAGAACCAAUUUGUUCCAUACUUACUAUGUAGCCAAUAUCUCUUAUUCACAAUUAGAAUUUAAAUAUCUUUUUUGUCUCUUUCAGCACUCUUGCACUGCAAGUAAUGAAUGCUUAUUGUAUGAUUUUAGUCUACCCUUUUUGAGUAUUUCAUACAGAAACAUACAAGGUCCUAAUUCACCAACAUAGAAACAAUCAGUACAAAAGAAGAUAUUCCCGUCAUCAUCAGCAUUGCUCUUUAAAAGAGCAAUCCAUCUAGUGCCAUUUACCUGUCUUUAGCACAGAUACCUUACAGAUUACUUCUUUUUGAUAUCUAUUUAGUUCCCUCUUGAAACCUAAUAUAUAUUUUGCUUCACUACUGCACCCCACAUCUUAACAAUUCUUUGUGUAAAAUAAAUCCUCAUAAUUUCCCCUUUUCAAAUUAUCUUAAAUUGAUGCCCUCCAGUCACCGACUCACUGAGCAUAGGAAAUAAUUUCUCCCAAAUGCCUCUAUCAAAACCCUUCAUAAUGGUAAAGACCCGCUAUCAUCUCCCCUCAGUCUUCUCUAUUCCAGAGAAAAUAGACCCAUUUCCUCUAGUCUCUAAUUAUAGGUCAAACCACUUCUCCCUAGUUGAUCUGAUUUGAUCUUCUCUACACUCUCUCUAUCCGUUACUAAAGUAUUUGCUGGUGACCCAAACAAAAUGGUAGGUUCUCAACACUAACUUGAAUACAUGUUGUAAUCCAAUCCUGUUUAAGGCUUUGCUUGAUCAUUAAGGUGUGUUUUAAAAAGCAACCUCACCCAUACCCUUUAAGGUGCUGUGUAUAAAACCCAAAGAUUGGUAAAUGGAAAAUGUCCUGUAUUGCAUGCUGUAAUUCCACAAAAGCAGUCUAAAUAAAAUACCCUUUUCAAUGAUA